Molecule: messenger RNA, 1467 nt
Organism: Cladophialophora psammophila CBS 110553
Lineage: Eukaryota; Fungi; Ascomycota; Eurotiomycetes; Chaetothyriales; Herpotrichiellaceae
Exons: 2
Coding region: 1-1467 (488 amino acids)
Molecular function (GO): aldehyde dehydrogenase (NAD+) activity
Source: RefSeq, a predicted model, not a curated record
AUGGGUAGCACUGCCUUGGAUCCGAAAGGCUACACUCAGCUAUUUUUGAACGGCCAAUACGUCGCGGCCAAGAGCACAGAGACCUACAGCCUCAAAAACCCCAAGGAUAACACUGUCGUCGUCGACAACAUCCCGAUCGCCGGCCCUGCAGACGUCGAGGCAGCGGUGAAAUACGCUGAAGAGGCUUUCCAUGGACCGUGGAGUCGAUUUUCAGCUAUACAACGGACCGAGUGCCUGCUCAAAUUGGCCGCACUGCUUGAUGACGAGCUCAUGCCGAUUCUCACGCUGGACUCACUCACAUCCGGAAUCCCAGUCUCCCUAGCCCCAGUCCGUGAACGAAAUUAUAUUAGGAAUUGCCUGGUGUACUACGCAGGAUGGACAGACAAACAGAAGGGCGACUACUUUCCCGCUGAUGAUGGGUUUGUGAAGUUGGUCCGACACGAGCCACUUGGUGUCUGUGCUGCCAUCAACCCCUUUAAUGCACCGGUAGCAACCUUCUUCCUCAAGGCAGCUCCGGCACUUGCGACCGGAAAUGUCAUGAUUGUGAAGCCCAGUGAGAAGACACCUCUGGGGUCUUUGGCUGUGGCAUCUUUCUUUGAGAAAGCUGGCUUCCCUCCCGGAGUUAUCCAAGUUAUUACGGGGCCUGGAUCUACUGGCGCCCUCCUUGCCGAGCAUAUGAGGAUUCGCAAGGUCAGCUUUACCGGCUCAAUCACGACGGGCAAGAAGAUCCAAGAGGCUGCGGCUCGAAGCAACUUGAAACGAGUCACUCUAGAGCUCGGAGGAAAGAGUCCAGCGGUGAUUUUCGAGGAUGCCAAUCUCGAGAACGCACUCACGUGGACAAUAAACGCGAUCUUGACACGAAGUGGCCAGCUUUGUGUCGCUGCUUCACGAGUGUAUGUCCAGAAGAGUAUUGCGGAUAAGUUCAUCCAAGAAUAUAAGAAAAGGAUGGAAGAAGCUGCCAAUGACUUGGGAGACCCGCAGGAUCCAGCUGUUAGAUUGGGCCCCAUGGUGGACCAGGCACAGCUUGCGCGAGUUAAAAAAAUGGUGGAACGAGGAGAAACCGAGGCGGAAUUGGUGGUCGGAGGCGCCCAGUACGGCGAGACGGGUUGUUAUAUGGAACCCACGGUGUUUUUAAACCCCAAGGAUGACGCGGAAAUCUAUCGACAGGAGAUUUUUGGCCCUGUCAGUGUCAUCAAGACGUUCGAGACAGAGGAAGAAGUCUUGCGGCUGGCCAACGAUACCGAGUUUGGUUUGAUGGCCGGAGUCUUUACUCGGGACAUCACACGAGCUUUGCGAGUGUCCUCGGCAUUGGAGUCUGGUGUCGUCGGUAUCAAUUGCAUCAGCCUGCAAAGCUUGCAGGCGCCCUUUGGGGGUAAGAAACAGAGCGGUAUUGGGCGGGAAUUCGGGGAGUAUGCGUUGAGAUUAUUCACGGAGCCAAAGACCGUCCUGAUUAACAUGGCUGCAUAG